Molecule: messenger RNA, 276 nt
Organism: Rotaria socialis
Lineage: Eukaryota; Metazoa; Rotifera; Eurotatoria; Philodinida; Philodinidae
Source: the annotation of a GenBank genome assembly
AUGAAUGCUUGUAGUUUUACAUUCAUUAGUCUUCGCAAUAAGUUGCCAUGUCGAGUAAUGGGCAUUGAAAGAACAUGGGACUAUUUGAAAAAUGAAUUUGAUCGAGACGGAAAUGGUUUAUCAGAUCCGACAGCAAGAUAUUUUGAAACAAUUGGACCUGGACCUCAAUUAUUUGCUGUUGUUUAUCCUUCGGUUUACUAUCACGAUCAACAACAAUGGUUUAAAUAUAAAAGUUCAUAUGAUAUUAUUUUUGACAUAAUAGAUAUUCCAAACUGA